AUGGCCAACGAGAUUCACAUUCGAACUUUCCUUGGACCACAAGAAUCAAGUAAGCUGAGCGUUUUCGAAACUGCGCUGUCAAUUCCAAGAUUUGCGAGAUUUUGUGUUCUACAGUCGGAUGAAACGUUUCUCAUGCCGUCAUCAUAUGUCGAAGUCGUCAUUAAGAUUCGAAAUCAGAGAAUUCUCGACUGGGUGAUGGACACAUUUCUGAUCGACAUCGACUUCCCAAUGGAUCCUGAAGAGGACAAAAUGGAGAUUCCGUUUUCUUGGCCUAGCAUCGAAGCGGGACCAAAAAGUGAUCUGGAAGGUACAGUGAUCUAUCACGAUUGCAUGGAAACCGCUGGCAAUAUCAUACAAUCACUUUGUGAUUAUUUCGUAAUCGAUUCACUAGAGGCCCAUGCCGAAUUUCCAGAAAAAUUCGCCGAAGUCGAGGAAAUCUGCAAUGAGCUCGAUUCUAUGUAUGACGUACGGGAUCGCUUGACAACAGACCUCACCGAAAAGCAAAGCAUGCUGAUGGAGGUGGUCGUCAGAGCGGAAGACGCGAUUGUCAUCGACGAUCUGGAUCUCGUCCGCAAGUACUACACACGACUUCGCAACAUGGACCGCAGCGUUCGACAAGCAUUCCAUCUUCGAGCGAACAACCAUGAGAGAUUUGUUGAAGCACUUCGACGGCUACAUAAGAUCAUUGAACAGGCCGCCAAACUUACGAUG
This is a messenger RNA of Ostertagia ostertagi, 711 nucleotides long. The record is from the annotation of a GenBank genome assembly. NCBI's taxonomy places the organism in Eukaryota, Metazoa, Nematoda, Chromadorea, Rhabditida, Trichostrongylidae.